This is a messenger RNA of Cyprinus carpio (common carp), 1881 nucleotides long. RefSeq lists its product as uncharacterized. Gene Ontology annotation, biological process: cellular response to lipopolysaccharide; regulation of transcription by RNA polymerase II. The record is from RefSeq and is a predicted model, not a curated record. NCBI's taxonomy places the organism in Eukaryota, Metazoa, Chordata, Actinopteri, Cypriniformes, Cyprinidae.
CAGUGGAGGGGUUUAUAUUUGAACUUCCCCUCCAGUGAAUAACAUCACAUUAGUACGCUGCUGUACACAUUACAUCGCCUGGAUCUAGAAGUGAAAUACUACAAGAGGAUUAAAACUCCAGCUAUUAUUCAGUUGAAUUCAGAUUUGAAAGAGUAAUGGAAGGAAGUCCACAGUCAUCACUGUCAGAAGAGGACCCUUCAAGCAAAGAGCGCUCUUUACCUGAGGAGGAGAAUGACCUUCAGUCUGAGCAGGUGGAGGAGGUGGUGCAGGGGGAGUCAGUCCUCUCUGGGGAGGAGCAGUUGACCCUCAUCACAGAGAGCAUGUCAAUCACCUCCUCUGAUGAGGAGAAGCUCCAGCUCCUCAACAAAAACACUGAACUCCGGAGACUCAACAAAGAGCUGAUGAAGCUGAACGAGGAGUGGGAUCACAUCUACCACAGCACGAGUGUAGGCCUCCAGCAGCGUGUGGCGGCUCUCGAGGAGGAGAGCAGGGCCCUCAAACAGCUCAACAGCCGACUGCUGCUCAAAGUAGAACAUGAACAGAACAAGAGGGAAUAUUAUGAACAAACACUGAUGCAGGAACUUAAGAAAAACCAGCAUCUGCAGGAGUAUGUCAGACUGCUGGAGAGCCGACUGCACCAAACAGAUCUUCAGCAGUGGACAAGAGGAUCUCAGACCCCAGAUAUCAGUGGCUCCUCAGACUCUCAGCUAGUGCAGAGCUCGUCUAAGCUGUCCCUGGACGUACAGUCGACUCCAGCACUUCCUCCGUCACUGGGCACAAAGUCCAGUCUCAGACUGGCUAGUAUGAGAUUUGAGAUGCAGUCUGACCCUGUGACAGAAGUACGAGAUCUUAAAGAACAGCUGGAGGCGCUGCGGUGUCAGACUCAAAUCUACGAGGCUGAUUAUAAAACAGAGCAGAAGGAUCAUGAGCGCAUGCUGCAGGAGAAUAAGCGUCUGCGGCGCAGAGAGGCAGACAUGCGUCAGCAGAUGGCGCUGCUGCAGGAGCAGCUGAAGGUGUAUGAGGAUGAUUUCCAGAAGGAGCGCUCAGACAAACGCAUUCUCCAGAGACUGCUGAUGAAAAAAUCUCCAGCCGAGAAAGACCCGGUUCUGGUGCAUCGCUGCAACAACGAGCAGGACCGGCCCAGAUCAGACAAGAGGAAGCCCAGAGAAGAGCAGCGCGGCGGAUACGUCUGUCCCAAACACUGUGAACAUCACAGCCAGCCGGACUUCCCCUGAACACCCUUCUGGGUCUUCCCCUGAAGAGCCACAAGACAACACAUUCAUUCAUCAUAUAAAAGAAACGUACACAAGCUAGUUUGUAUCUUUAAAAUAGUUACUUUUUAACUGCUUUAUUUAUAUGAGGAUCUUAUUUUUCAUUGUAUUAUUCUUUUAUAUUGUUGAAAGGAUUGUGUUUGUACAAUGUGUGGAAACUGUGCACUUUUGUCUCUAUAUAAAUCAAUCUGAAGCCCUUCACUGCCUGAAAACAUGAAACUUAAACAAUCCGUGUCAGACAGUAAAUCUUUAUAAUCUACAGUAUUUGGUCUUGUUAAUGUCAACUGACCUGUUACAAAAAAACAAUACUACGAGGAAAUGAUUUAAAAAGUUUCUGCACCUUUGACUAUAAGGAAGCCAUUGGAAAUCCCUAUAUUGAGCUCAUUUCUAGUGACUAAGUAAUUUGUUAGUUUUUUUCCAGGAAAUCUGCUCAGUUGCAGAUUUAUUCAGUGAUGUCCAUCUUUGCACUUGUGCUCUCAAUGUACAUAGCCCAUGUUAUAUAGGUCAGGGUUUUUUUUAUUAUUAUUAUUAUAAUGCAUUAAAAAUGUCCUUAUAAUUACUUCAAUUAAAGUUCAACUACAUUGUUUUAAUAAAAUAUACAUUAACAAUA